Messenger RNA from Diaporthe batatas, 5049 nucleotides. RefSeq lists its product as uncharacterized. The coding region runs from base 657 to 3671 and encodes 1004 amino acids. The transcript is spliced from 2 exons. Lineage: Eukaryota; Fungi; Ascomycota; Sordariomycetes; Diaporthales; Diaporthaceae. The record is from RefSeq and is a predicted model, not a curated record.
UCUCAUUAAGGUGUGGCAGUAGGCCCGUUCUUUAACCCCGAGAUAAGGACGGGAGGGAGCCUUGUAUGUGCACGACCAGCUCCAACGUGACCCCUCAUCCAGCUUGCACGACCACAGCCCUCUCUUGCCUUUCCCUCCUCCUCUCCCGCAUCACUCAACUGCCAUCGUCGGCUCAUCUGCCUAGGCACAUAUUGUCACACUGCACUUGCCUAGCCGGCCCCCUAGACCCGGACAGAUGCCUCAAGACACACGUCCCGCUGACUGAGCUGUUUGCCCAUGCCCCUGAGGCUGGCUGACUGCUCCCACGGCAACUGCGGUACGAGCACAACACGCAGUCGGUCGGGUCGUCCUCCCAAGCAGCCGGCCAUCCUGGCCAACGCCUUGGCCACACUUGCUGCCUCUCCUUGCCUUGCUCCCGCCGUACCAUUCGAGAUUCGAGAUUCGAGAUUCGAGAUUCGAGAUUCGCUGUUUGAUCUUUGACCCUUGAUGUCCUUGCCAGCAGCCUGCACAUUACACUUCAGGUAUCGCUCUGCAUAUCAACGUCACAAAGGCUGCGUGAACAACCAACGGUCCUGCCGUCCCCCUCCGGAAAUCACACCGUAUCUCCUGCCUGGACGCACUUCACAUAAUAUGACCCUUGCCAUAAACUCCACGCCAUGUUAACCACCGCAUCCCAAUUCGGCCCUCGAGCCAGGUGUCUGCGGACCACCCAUGCCACCGCAAGUGCAGCUGCAACUGUGCAUCGCGUGCUUGGUGCCUCCGGCGCCAUCGCCCUGCCGCAGUACCAGCAAACCCGCGGCUUUCGCUUCGGCUCGUGGUUCACCCAAUUAGACUCGGAAAUUCAGGACAAAAUAAGGCGGCGGCAAGAACAGAUCUUCAAGCAGAAAUAUCUCGGCCGACGCCAGCACAAUUCGGACGAUUACCAGGUGGCGAAUGACGCCCAGCGAGCCGUCAAGCGCGUGAUGGCUAGCUAUUGGCUUUCCCAUGAUCCACGCCCAUGCGCCGCACCCGAGGAUGCUGUGUCCAGCAAGCAACACACAUCCGAUAACAAGGAUGGAGUGCGCCCAGGCCAGAACAUUGAAGAUGUGGAGCGAGGAGCCAUUGAGCAUCUUAUAUUCGGCAAAGAUGAAGAGGAUCCAGCGCGUGGGCUCAAGACGAAGCGGAAGCGAGGUGGCAAGAAGAACAAGCAAAUUCGCCCUUUCUCUGGUUUAGCUGAGGAGCAAGACGACUUCUUCAUUGACCCAGUCACCAACCGGAAGGUUGCGAAGCAUCCCGUUCCGAGUAGUCCUGAUGUCGGGGUGGACAUACCCGUCAAGACCUUCAAAGACCGCGGAAUUCAAUAUUCAACCAGACACUUCGGACUUGGAUUUUACAAUGAGAUACCCCUGAAUGACCUAUACAAACCAAGCCAGGUCGAGGCCGAUCCCAACGCAGAAAACCCAGGAGGAUCGUCUGGUCAUUCUAGAAAACCAGUUGGCGAUGGUGUCCAAAGUUUGAAACCCGAAUUCGACGACUUACAUAAGUACAAGCCUGUGUUGGACAAAGGACAGGUCUCGUCCGAGGCACCGCAGCAACCGUACGCCGCCGUGGACAAAUACGAGUCAGUGGAAAACAAGGAGCCCAUCCAGUUCCAGGACUUGAACCCCCCGUACCAAGACCUUGAAAAGUACAAUGAAGCAGUGGUCGACGAAAUUGUGGCUCGUUUCGAGAGUGACAAGGCCCCAUACUCGGAUCUGCACGGAUACAGCCAAGAUUUCGUCUCAGAAAACGCAUUAGAUCAAGGCGCUGGGUACAACGACCUCGGCAAGCUCAGACCAGCUUUCUCUGUCGACUCUGCUGCCAAGCGAACAGAAGUCUUGCCAGCGGAGGAUGGCUUGGAUAAUCACAUACCACCAGGGGCCGAAGAGCCUCACGAGAAACCUCUUGGCCCCCAAAUCUCUAUGACCGGACCAUCUUGGACGUCGGUGAAUCGUCAGCAAAAGGUCGAGCAUCUGGGGCCCGGCGAUUUUGACACAUCCACUAUCGAGAAGCUGCGGGAAAAGUAUGGGACAGCAAAGCUGCGAAAGUACACGGUCGUGGGGAAUGCCGAGCCGAAGAGGGGCUCUUCAUCGUCUGCAGCAGAGCCAGUUGCGGAAUUGAAGACCUUGAGGCAACAGCUUGAAGAGCUGGAAAAUCACAAGCAUGUGUAUCAUAACGAGCCAGAUGAGCGAGUCGCCGAAGAUCUCACAAUGAGAUACAAUCCCAGGGAACUUGCCAAGUAUAACCCAGACUACUGGAACGAAUCAGAUGGGAAGCCUUUACCUGGUAUGGACGAGCGAGUAGCCGAGGGCCUUUUGAAAAGAUACAUGCCUGAAGAGCUUGAAGGUUACGAGAGACCAGUGCAACGGAACGAGCCUGAUGGGCAGCCUUCAGCAGCAGACACAGCCGACGAUUCGGGCACUGAGGUGCCGAGAAGGACUUGCGAGAGCCAGCAGCUUGAAAACAAUUCCGAAGAAACCCAUCGCAGACAGAUGCUGGAAUCACAGAUGAAGGAAGACCAGGCAGCCUCGGAUGUGACAGACCAUGAGGCAAGUCUGGCCGUCAAGUCUGCAAAGGCCAGAGCGGCGAAGGCCGAGUCGUCGCGCCAGCUCACUGGCAAUUAUGUCCGAGACUUCCCUGAAGAAUUUGAAAAGUCCUGGACGGAGACGCUGUCGACGGCCCCGAGUGAGACGGCUCAGCGAGAUUACGAGUUUUUGUUCGAAAGUCAGAACAUGGACGGCGGACUCGAGGGUGCUUUUGGACGGCCAUCACCAGCUAAGAUCCAGCCCGCACUCGACAGGCAGUCUGAUGGACAGCAACGAAAGACUACCCCAGGUAUUGCAAGUGAGCACGGCGACAUCAACUCUGCUCGGGAGGUAAAGACCAUGGUUGCCAAUUCUACCAGCGGAACAGCGCCCUCCCCAACCCCGGCCAACAAGGGAAUGGAACCAACAAUCUCAGACACCAUCCAUCGUGAAACGACAAACGAGCCUACCUUGUACAAGAUCCUAGCCUAUGAUCCAACUAUGCAGAAGAUCGAAAUCGCUGAGACGUCCUCGUUCGUUCCCGACACUGCGUCUGCCUUGACACCAGCUGAUGCCCUACUCCGCCUAUCCCACCCUACGAGAUUCUUCCCCCACUUUGGGCCUUUGCAGGCUGAAGGCUACGAGAUCAUCUCCGGGUCAGGCGAUGUACUUGUUUUCCGCAAAGUACGUUCAGAGGUCAGCAAGGGCAUACCGGCCGUGCAAACUCCGGCGCCUGAACAAUCGGUCUCAGCGACAGAUGAGUCUGCAGCGGUCGAGACACGCAUCAACCCAAUCGACAUGACGGGGAUGCCGCGGUUCUCUCCUGCCAGUGCCAAUUUUGCUUCACCUACAGGCUAUGUGAAUUACGAGAACAUACCAGAGACUGCAGCUAGCAAACUGCCGCCACCUCCUCCGAGGAUCAAGUACAACAUCGAUGUCCACCGCGAGGAGCCCGUUUUCAGUGGACCAAAAGCAAGAAUCAACGAUAAGAGGACCAAGAAGACAGGCCUCGGCAAGAGGCUAAUUGUGGGUGGUGUCUGGGUUGCCGGUAUCAGUUACGCGCUCGGUGUCAUCUCAGAAUACUUCACAACCGGUGGUAUUGAUGGAAUGGGACCAACAGGACUCUAAGAACUCGUUUGGAUGGCGCCUUCAGUAGUAUGGUAGGGAUCACGAUUUGGAUCUUUCGAUGGUGGAGAAUUGCUUGUAAAGAUAUUGUAGGACAAGUGGCAGACGUGAUGGAAGGGAUGGCACUGUACAAGGUACAUUAUGAUUGCGGACUCCCCACUCUGAAUAUUUCGAGUCCAUGGAUUUUGGUCGGCGUUCAGGAUGGCAGACACGACUCGGCAGAUACUCCCACAGCGUAAACACUCUCCUUUCAAUAUUAGCGCCACAUCCUUGAUGGCAUAGUUUUGUUUCCUAAUGCUAACAUUCUUCUAUGAUAUGUGCCAUUUUGUGUCACUUGAUGCCAUUCUUCAUGCACCUAACCUGGCCGUACAAGCCACGACUCCGACUCACAGGCAAACCCACUGCUCAAGACGCAACAGUCCCGCACCCGCUCAUUGAAUCAUUCUGAGGUCCCAAAAAUACAGGAAAACAAAUGCAGACCGACGAGCCCCAAAGCACUGCCCUCGGGGGAAACCAACACCCCUCCCUUGGUUAUCUCAUCCCCAGACCGUCGAUCCUAGGCCUAGGCAUGGUCCUUUUCCAAGGUGCCGCUGGAGGACAUCAUCUGGCGCUUGUACUCCUCGUGGUCGAAGCUGGCAGUGCGCUGGAUCGGGGGUUUCCACUCCGAGGUCGAGGUGCGGCGGCGGGCCUCCUCUGCGGCACGCUCGGUGGUGGGCGAGGUCGGGCCCGUCAGGCGCGCGGCGAGGUCUGCGUCCGCUCCGCCGAAGGAGGAGGUAUCUGUGUUGAUCCUUGCUUGUUGCUGCUGACUGGCGGCCAUUUUGGAGAGGUCUCUGAGGAUGUGUCUGGUUGUGGUGGUGGGGGGGUUGUUGCCGCGGCGAGCCGAGGAGGGUUCUUGGUGACGAUGUGCUUGUUUGGGUGUAAGUGGAUCUUGCUUGGUGAGACUCGGGUUGGUGGUUAAGGGCCUGUGCAGAAAUAAGUACACAACUGGUGAUGGGUUAAAAUAGGUCGAUUAGAGGAUCGAGAGUCUGAUUAGAGAUGAGAAAGCGAGGGAAUCCGUCAAAUAAGGCGAGGAGGGGCCAGGAAACUUAUCGCCCGUGGGUCGAUCACGACCUCAUAUCGCAGUACUAGCACCCUUCUCCCCGGCAAUGGACUGGUGCCACAGGCGGACAUCCCUCCCCAAUGGUCCCUUGGUGCAGCACAAGUGGGAAGCUUUUGUCCCUGUUGCAGCUGGGCCAUUGGUCAAUCGGGAUCGUACGCUGCGGGGUAGCUCCUGCACUGCAGCCCUCGUCGGCGGCAGCUUGACAUUGACGUGACGCCAGUGAGCUGAUCGGCGCGGCAGCCGCAGCGUCUCAUUCUUUCAAGUGUUGCAUUUGGGCUACGU